Molecule: messenger RNA, 1473 nt
Organism: Pseudovirgaria hyperparasitica
Lineage: Eukaryota; Fungi; Ascomycota; Dothideomycetes; Acrospermales; Acrospermaceae
Exons: 1
Coding region: 258-1187 (309 amino acids)
Source: RefSeq, a predicted model, not a curated record
GCUCCUCUUUCUUGCCAGUCUUGCAUCAAGUCAUCACUGCCCCUUGCUAUUGCUUCAAAGCCACGAAGCUUCCAAAGCCGACUUCCACAGCGUCCGCGAGGCCGUCGGUAGCGACGAUAGACUUAUACGGGUAGAAAUCGAUGAUGUUCAUCCAUCAGUAAGUCGCCCUGAUAUAAGCAAAAAAGAAAGGGAACCUAUACACUAACAUCCGACACAAACUGAAGUGGCAACCCAAAUUCAAGUCCGCAAAGGACGAAAUGACCGCUGCCCACAAGGCCAGCAACCUAGCCUGGAAACGCACCCUAGGAGUCAUGCUCGCCGUACGCCUAGGCUGGGAAUUCGUCUUCUUCGUCGACGACGACAUCACGCCCUACACCGACGGCCGCCUGACCCUCUCCGCCGAGCAUCUCGCCUACGCCCUGCGCGCCAUGCGCGAGGACUCGGACCUCCAGGCCGUCAGUUGGCCGUCCAUCCACAUGGCGGACAACGGCGUCGUGGGCCACGCACGACCCCUCGUCGGCCUCGGCCAGGACGUGUUCGUGAGCGGCUCGGCGAUCCUGCUGCGCGUCACGACGCACAUGGCCUUCUUUCCCUACAGCAUGUACAACGAGGACUGGCUGAUGAUGGUGCAGCUUGUUGCGGCGGCGCCGAACUGGACGCGAGCGCUGGCGCGCGCGGGAGGGGUGCGGCAGAAGCCGUAUGACUGCUUCAGCCUCCAGCGGGCGCUGCACGAGGAGCCUGGCGAGUUGGUUGGGGAAGGGCUGAUGAGCAUGAUUGAAGACCACGGGCCUGCAUUGAUCAAUAAGGGGAAUGUCGAUUUCUGGGCCCGGGUCAAACAGCAUCGGCGUGAACUGUUGUACUGGGUCAUCCGGAAGCGGAAUGACGGGCAGCUUGUUACCUGGUCGAGGGAUGAGACUCCGUUGACCACGGAUCCGGUCACCGGUGCGAUGAAUGCAGCUCUGUGGUCGAAUGACAAGGUUACCCCGGAAGAUUUACGGAGAUGGGUGCAUGUAUGGUGGCAAGAUCAGACAUACUGGAGGUCCGUAUUGCUCACCCUGGCCGACGAGGCCAAGCAGAGACCAAAGGUUCCUGCAACUGCGAUCCCUCAAUUUCUGUCGCAACCUCGGGAUCCAUGGGUAAACAAGGAUGGGGAAGGUGUGCGUAAGGAGGUGAAAGCGAGGGUGUAGCUACAUCGACAUUUGAACCAGGGGUGCAGAAAAAAAAUACUCUUUUAGUCCCAUGCGCCUUAGAUCUUGAGGAUGACUCUCGCCAAGCUAUCAAGCGCAUUAGAAGGACCUGUCCAUUCAACUGGUAAUGCAAUAUAACGCUUAAGAUAGUGAUUGGUACGGGAACGUGGAGCUGCUUCUUGGUGAUGUCCGUCUGUAUGCGGAGUGCAUGAUUUUGAUGAGUUAUACCCUGACUGGGCGUAGCAUAAAAGGGGUACAGCAAGUACCGCAGUACAGCGUUUCGAGC